Messenger RNA from Lymnaea stagnalis (great pond snail), 392 nucleotides. Lineage: Eukaryota; Metazoa; Mollusca; Gastropoda; Lymnaeidae. The record is from the annotation of a GenBank genome assembly.
UUUAGAGUGUUCUCAAACAGCACAAAGUAAAGUAAUCGUAUUGUUGAAAACAUGCACAUUAAAUUAAUUAACCAAAUAUUUCAUUUUUAUUUACAUUUUUUAAAGAAUUUGUAUGCAUUUAUAAUUUUAAAAUUAUUUUCCUAUUUGGUUCUGUGUGUUGUAACAGUAGUAUAUCAAUUGGUUGUUUGUGUUGCCAGUAUCGCAAUAUUACAACCUGUAUUUAAUGUAAGUAGCAUGGUAUUGAUUGAUGCUGUGAGGAAGCUCAUACUUUGGACACUGGUCAGUUCUUUAAUAUUUUUCUAUUACACAAUCAUUCUGCUGUGUUUUCAGGUGGUCAUAGUGGUGACUGCAUGGGUUGACGCUGGCGACAGCCCACGGUGAUGUUUGUGAUA